Anoplophora glabripennis (Asian longhorned beetle) is the source of this 823-nucleotide messenger RNA. Its product is annotated as glutathione S-transferase 1-1. Lineage: Eukaryota; Metazoa; Arthropoda; Insecta; Coleoptera; Cerambycidae. Gene Ontology annotation, molecular function: glutathione transferase activity. The transcript is spliced from 4 exons. The record is from RefSeq and is a predicted model, not a curated record. Gene Ontology annotation, biological process: glutathione metabolic process. The coding region runs from base 92 to 745 and encodes 217 amino acids.
UAUGAAUCAUAAUGAUAAGAUAUAAUAGCAAAAUUAAAAGAGAUUCGUUUGUUACCGUGCUGCCUACUAGACAGAUUCAACUUAAAGAAAAAUGACGAUUGACCUCUACUACAGUCCAAGUGGAUCCUCCUGUAGGAUAGUCCUUUUAGCAGCUAAGUCUCUUGAUGUAGAAUUAAACUUGAUACCUGUAGAUAUCAUGAAUCCAGAAAGUUUUACCCCAGAAUUUAUUAAACUAAACCCGCAACAUUGUGUACCAACACUCAAUGACAGUGGUUUCGUAAUUUGGGAGAGCAAGGCUAUUAUAACGUAUUUGCAAAACCAGUAUGGAAAAAACGAUGACCUGUACCCAAAGGAUCCGAAAAAACGAGCAACUGUUGACCAGAGGCUGUUUUUUGACACCGAUUUAUAUGCACGUUUUCAUGAAGUUUAUACUCCUAAAACUUUCGCUGGUUUACCACCCGACCCAGAAGCACUUGCUAAUGCCAACAAAGCUUUGGAUUUCCUAGAUGAAUUUUUGGUGAAAUCCGAAUACGUCGCAGGCGACAGUCUUACGUUGGCUGACUUGUCGUUAGUUGUCCAAAUUUCCAAUUUAGAACUACUUGGACACGAUAUGUCACCCUAUAAGUAUAUUAAUAGAUGGUACGCAAAAGUCAAAGCGAUUGCUCCGGGUUACAAAGAAGCUAAUGAAGACAAUUUGGUAUACGUUAAACAGUUAAUGGGUCAUUUUGCGCAGGCCGAUGAGUAAACAUGCAAUAAAUAAUUUGUUUUAUCUCUAAUACAAUAAAAUAACAACAAUUGUUAGCAUUUGGUAAGGUACAGUUUU